This is a messenger RNA of Capsella rubella, 708 nucleotides long. Its product is annotated as 2S seed storage protein 3. The transcript has a single exon. The record is from RefSeq and is a predicted model, not a curated record. Gene Ontology annotation, molecular function: nutrient reservoir activity. The coding region runs from base 26 to 517 and encodes 163 amino acids. NCBI's taxonomy places the organism in Eukaryota, Viridiplantae, Streptophyta, Magnoliopsida, Brassicales, Brassicaceae.
AGAAAACAUACACAAAUAGCAACAAAUGGCGAACAAGCUCUUCCUCAUCGGUGCAACUCUCGCCCUCUGCUUCCUCCUCACCAACGCUUCCAUCUACCGAACCGUCGUCGAGUUUGAUGGAGAUGAGGCCACCAACCCCAUGGGUCCAAGACAGAGAUGCCAGAAGGAGUUUCAGGCUUCACAGCACCUAAGAGCUUGCCAGCAAUUUAUGCGCCAGCAAAUGAGGCAAGGCCGUGGUGGUGUUCCCGCCCUUGACGACGAUGAGUUCGACAUCGAGAACCCGCAAAGACCCUAUCUACUCCAGCAGUGCUGCAACGAGCUUCAGGAGGAAGAACCAGUUUGCGUUUGCCCCACCUUGAAACAAGCGGCCAAGUCGGUUAGACUCCAGGGACAGCACGGACCGUUCCAAGCUAGGAAAAUUUACCAGACAGCUAAGCACUUGCCUAACAUUUGCAACAUCCCCCAAGUUGAUGUUUGCCCCUUCCAGACCAUCCCUUUCUUCCCUCCUUACUACUAAAUCCCAUACACAACCUCGAUCGAGUGUAUAUAGCACGAUGAUCAUGAGUGUGGCUGUUGAUGUAUGUUAACACUACACAUUUAAUUAUCGUGUGUUUUAUGGACAAAAUGUAAGUUUAGGAUGUUCUGAGGCCGCUAAUGUAAUUAGCACUACUCCUUAAUAAAUGAGAAGUUUGUUUUUUUUUUUUUUCA